AUGAGCGCAGCCGCGCCCGACGACCCCUUCGCCGAGCACGACGACUCGACGGCGUCGUCGGAGACGGAGCUCGUCGAGCUCAAGGCCGUGCGCGGCAUCGACGUCGAGCGCGCCGGCCGCGUCGAGUCCGUGCUCGUCCUCGAGGCCGGCGGCGCGUCGGCGGGCAAAGCCCUCAUCGGCGUCGAGGACCUCGAGCGCUUCCCCGUCGCCGAGGAGGGCGACCUCGCCGUCGUGGCGACGACGGGCGCGGGCCUGCGCGUGCACUGCGUCGUCGUGUCCCGCGGCGGCGCGCGCGCGGCGGCGUGCGGGUCGCGGCCUUGCUACGACGCGCUCCGCGCGGCCGCGACGGCCGCGGCCGCGCGCCGCGCGAGCGACGGCGCCAUGAACCUCGAGGACCUGCUCGACGAUGGCGGCGACGACGACGGCGACGACCCGCUCGGCGACGCGUCGCUCGCGCGGGGUCUCGAGGCGCUCGGAGGCUACGCGCUCGCCGCGUGCUGGUACGGCUGCGUCUUCGAGCGGCGCCUCGCCGUGCGCAGCGGCGACCCGCGCCUCCUGGCGCCGCUGCUCUCCGGUGUUUUAAAAUGCAUGGAGCCGCUGCCCUUCGUGCACAUCUUCGCGCCCGUCCUACCGCCCGGGUCGUCCGAGGUCCUCGAGGCGCCCGUGCCCUUCGCCGUGGGCGCGCGCGACGAGGACGCCGACGCCUGGUACGCGACCCGCGCCGACGAGGAGGAUACGAGGGACGCGACGCUCGAGCGCGGCUCCUCGCUGACGAGCCGCGACGGCCGCGACGACUACGAGUUCGUCGCCGCGCUCGUCGACGACGGCUGCCUCGUCGUCGACGCGGACAGCGGCGCCGUCCACGCGCCGGCGGACGCGCCGGGCGCGCCGCCCUUCGCGCGGCUCUGCGGGGACCUGGGGCGGCGCUGCGGCGCGGCCCUGCGCCGCGGCGGCGGACGGGCCGCGUGCGAGGCGCUGCGCGCGGAGACGCGGCGCCUCGUGGAUCGCAAGGGGUCCGGGAGCCUCGUCGGCCCGCUGCGCUGGGCGUGCGACGACGGGUCGUCCGAGGCCGUGGACGCCGAGUUUUCCGACGACUGCCUCUGGCUCUACGACGCGGGCGGCCCCCUCGCGCUCUGGCUGCCCGGCGACGCCGUGGAAAGCGUGUCGCCGCUCGACGCCUGCGCCUUCGAGGUGCGCUACGCCGCGGGCACGGGCGCCUGGAGCGGGCGGCCCCGGGCGGACCGCGCCGUCCUCGAGGCGCCGUCGCCCGGCGACGCGCGGCGCUGGGUCGCGGGUUUGGUCGCGGGCGCGGCGGCCGCGGCGCGCGACGACGCGCCGCCGGCGCCGCGCGUGGCCCUCAUGCGCACGCUCGGCGGCCGCCAGCUCGCCGCGGCGCGUCGAAGGCCCCUGACGCCCAAGUCCGCGGGCCGGCGGCUCUCCGAGUCCUUCUGGGAGCCGCCCGGCGACGGCGGCGCGUCGCCGCGGAAGCCCGACAAGGCGCGCCGCGGCUGCCUCAACGGCGCCCAGAGCACCGUGCGCGCCUCAACGGACGCCCUGACCACCGUGCGCGCCCUCCUCGAGCGCCUCGUCGCCACGGUCAAGUUCUUCCACGCCGGGGGGAACGUCGAUUUAGCGGUCCUCCGGGAGGUCCGGGAAUCCGCGGCGUUCGCGGCCUUCGAGGAGGCCGCGGGCGCGCUGCGCGCCGCGGACCUCGACGCGCUCACCGACGACGCGGCGAAGCACGCCUUCUGGAUCAACGCGCACAACCUCGUCGUGCUCCACGGCUGCGUCGCGAGCGGGCCGCCGGCGACGGCCACCGCCUUCGCGCCGGUGCCCGCGUACCUCGCGUGGGCGAAGCGGCAGCGCUACGCCUUCGGCGAGCUGACGCUGAGCGCCAUCGACAUCGAGCACGCGCUCCUGCGGCGCGGCGACAUCUUCAAGGGCACGCUGGCCAUCGCGCUGCUCCUGCCGCGCUUCUCCGACGACGACGCGCGGGCCCGGCUCAAGCCCGCGGCGUCGCCGCGCGCGCUGGCGCUGUCGCUCUUCGCGGCGACGGCGUCGUCGGCGCCGCUCCGCGUCGUCCACGCGCGGCGCGCGCCGGCGCUCCAGGACGAGCUCGACGCGAACGCGGCCGACUUCCUCCGGCGCGCGGCGGCGGUGACGAAGAAGGGCGUGACGCUGCCCGGGCCGCUGCGCUACAACUCCCAGGACCUCGGGAGCGGCACGGCGGACAUCCUCGCGCGCGUCGACGCCCUGCUCAAGCGCGACAACAACCCCUUCUCCUGGUUCGAGAGCAACGGCCUCGACCCGGCGACCGCGAAGCUCGAGUUCGGCGCCUACGACUGGGCGCCGAGGGCCAUGAAGAAGGCCGCGUGCAGGAGGUACAUGGGCUGGUUCGAGAGCGCCUGGUCCGCGACCAUGACCGCGAAAUUCAUGCCGUCGCCGGCCAGGGCGUCGACGGUGAUACUCCAGACGAAGAUGGCCAAGAUGCUGGCGAAGAGCGUGAACCGCAAUCCGAGCAGCCGGAGCCGCUCCUACAGCAGUCGGAGUCGCAGCUCGUCGCGGUCGCGGUCGCGGUCGCUCUCGAAGAAGGAGCGCAAGCGCGAGAAGAAGGCGCGGAAGCGCGAGCGCAAGGAGCGCAAGAAGCACAAAAAACGCCGCGGCCGCAGCCGCAGCCGCAGCCGCUCCCGCAGCCGCUCCCGCAGCCGCAGCCGGAGCCGCGGCCGCGGCCGCGAGCGCGGCGAGGUCGCCGAGGCGCGGCCCGCGCCGCCGCGGCCGACGCGGAUCUACCCGGCCGGCCGCGGCCCGGCCGCGUCGUCCGGCGAGCGGCGGCCGACGACGUACUACUCGCGCGUCGGCGAGGGCGGGCGCCUCGACGCGGGGAACAUCGGCCCCCAGCUCAAGGACGAGAUCCUCAAGGCCGUCGCCGAGGUCGAGGCCGAGCCCGUCAUCGGCCCGCAGAUGCCGCCGCGGCGGCCGCCGCGGGCCGAGGCGGAGCCGCCGCGGCCGCCGCCCCAGUCGGGCAUCCUCCAGUACGUGCGCGCCGCGCUGCCCGGCCCGGCGGCGCGCAACGGCGGCCUCCAGGACGACGUGUUGGACCCGCGGCGCCAGGGCGUCACGCGCGACGACGAGGCCAUCUUCGGGCGCAACAACCGCCUCAUGACGGCGAACAAGUCCGUGCUCCGCGACCAGUUCUCGCGCGGCGUCAACCCGGACAUGGCCGCGGAGCGCGACUUCCCCUACGAGUGCAAGCACGACGGCCGCAGGUUCCUGACCGCGACCCAGCUCUCGGAGUACUACCUCGAGGCCUACGGCGAGCGCAUCCACGCGUCCCUCAUCCGGCCCGCCAACGCCGCGCGCCUCGCCGACAUCGCCGACGACAGCGACUAA
This is a messenger RNA of Aureococcus anophagefferens, 3390 nucleotides long. RefSeq lists its product as hypothetical. The record is from RefSeq and is a predicted model, not a curated record. Bases 1 to 3390 code for a protein of 1129 amino acids. NCBI's taxonomy places the organism in Eukaryota, Pelagophyceae, Pelagomonadales, Pelagomonadaceae. The transcript has 4 exons.